GCCUCGUCUGUUUCCCAUUGAUAAGACACAUUGACGAAGACAAUCUUGUUGCCUUAGUGAAUUCGUUACUUAAAGGUUAAAGGUUGCCUCUUAAUAAAGAAAUAUGUUAAGACUUAAACAUUCAAACGACACCUGACGAUUACAGGAGUUUACAUCAAAAAUCUCGGAAGGCGGUCGACACCCGGCUUCUUUUCUUGUAUUCACUAACUAUGGAGGGAAGAUUCGUGUUGGCAAGCUAUCCGUUCUAUAAUUAUGAGGUUGGCCAUUUUUCAUCAUCUGCGGAUGGAACAUCACCGACAUCUUUCACCCAGCAUUGCUAUCAUCCUCGAACCAUACUACCGCCCAUUGUGCUUCCACUUAACUUUUCUGCUCAACAGGUUAUAUUGCCUACACCGUACUAUUCAACACUUCAUUAUAACCCACCCAUAUCAACCAGUGCGUCAUUAGCACCUUUGGAUAAACCUAUGUAUUCAUACCAAAACUCCGUUGGGCAAAGCAUGAGCACUGAUCAUGGAACAAGUAAUUACGAGAACGGUCCGAGUCCGCCUAAGAAGUUUAUGACGCUGAAAUCGGAGAACAUCUCCCCAGAUGAUAUACAGUCAAUGCAAGAGAAAAGCAACAGUUUUGGUAAGCAAUUCAUUACCCGAGCAACAUUUUAACUUUCCAGAAACUCCAGUUCAAACUAAAGUAGAGCAAUCAAAUGACAAUUCGAAUAAUCUUCCACCAUGUUUAGCCAUGGCUAGUCACACUCGACAAAUGAAUGUGGUUAUGUCUCCUAGCAUUCAACCAUCUGCUAGUUCCAUUACACAUACACAAAGUCAACCCGAAGACAGUUCAUCUUUACAGAAGGAUGAUAAAAAUUUGCCUAUGAAUUGUGAAGUACAAUCAAAUAUUUGUGUUAUUUGUGGUGACAAGGCGACGGGCAAUCAUUAUGGUGUAACAAGUUGCGAGGGUUGCAAAGGAUUUUUCAAACGGACUGUUCAAAACAAAAAGACCUACACAUGUAGGAAUUUGUCGAAAGAUUGUCCUAUUGAUAAACGGCACAGGAAUCGUUGUCAGUUCUGUCGAUAUCAGAAAUGCAUUUCUGCUGGAAUGUUGAAGGAAGCCGUUCGCGAAGAUCGCACUCCUGGUGGUAAACACAAGAAUGCAAAUGUACUCAAGAUCAAAAUACCAUCUUUGGAGGAUUCUGGUCAGCUACAGGUCAUGUAUUGGUCAUCUCCCAUGAUAGAAAGUUUGCUUAAGAUUAGCAACUCUUCCAUACCUCAGUUGAAAGUUGCUCAGGAAAACUCGGACAUAAAGUUAAGCACAAUUGACUAUGUCAUUCAGCUGGCUGACUGGCAGAUUGCAGAGGUUUGGAGUUGGUUUAAUAAACUUAAUUUUCUCUCGGAAAUCAUGAACGGCGACCGACAGAUCUUAAUACAGAAUUCUCUGAUGGAAAUUCUUGCAUUCGGGCUUGCUCGUCGCUCCAUGAAGACUGGUAAUAGUCUCCUACUAGGCGAAGGAGUGUAUUUGGACGUUGAGGCUGCGAGUGUGGCUGGAAUUGGGGAUAUCACUCAAAGAAUUCUUCAACUUUCUGCCAAGUUUAAUGAGCUGAAAUUAGGCGAAGAAGAAUAUGUAUGUUUGAAGAUAAUUGUACUGCUGAAUCCAGAUGUCAGAGGUCUGUGUAACCAAGAACAUAUCGAAAGACUCCAAGAUCAGGUACACACGCAUUUGCAAGACUACAUUAUCCAUCGUUAUCCCACUCGUCCCAACAGGUUUGGUAAUGUUUUAUUGCGUCUGCCAGAGUUGAGAUCCAUCAGCACGAAGAUUACGGAACGAUUAUUUUUCCUGAAUGUUACUCAUGAUUUGAACAUAAAAACACGGCUUAACGACUUUCUUUAUGCACGCGAGCGUCGUUUCUGACAUAUGGAGAAUACGACGAAGCAAUGUUGAAGUUAGUCGGUAAUGGUCGCCUAAUCUUUGUUUUGGUUGUUGAUUUUCAAAUGGUUGAAUGGUACCAAUAACCAUCUUAACAGAUGUAAGAUGGAGGGAGCUGAGACUGGCUCUAACAGAUAGCACAGCUAUGCUGAAAGCCUGAAACUACUCGCAGAUCUUUAUAUGUGUUGUACGAGUUGUGUAACUACUGCAUACAUUUCACUUUGAGUACUGCAUAGAAGAUUUAUUACGUCACAGGCGAUUACGAACGAAUGACGUCGAUUACUUACGAAUGACGUCGAGUACUUACGAAUGACGUCGAUUGAAGGAUGAUGGUUAGAUCAAUGAUUGCUCUACCUGAGCUUGUACCAAAUUGACUUACUUUGUACUAAGGGCGCCCUUCUGUGGUGCAGCGUGGGUAAGGAGGGGGGCGCCCUUCUGUGGUGCAGCGUGGGGAAGGAGGGGCGCCCUUCUGUGGUGCAGUGUGGGGAAGGAGGGGCUUUCGUUUUUCAAAAGAAUCUGAGCUUUGAUAAAACGUACAAAAUGGCUAUUCUUAUAUCUAACAAUUACUUUUGUAUGUUUUCCAUCUCUUGAUUGUAAUCAUUAUUUCCGUUGAAUUUGGGAAUUCCAACAAAGAUACUGCUCAACAAAUGAAAUAUUGAUGAGCUUAGCUCUUUAUAAGUAAACUAUAGUGACUGACAGGUACAGAGAGUUUAUAUACGUGAUAAUGUUUCUAUUUACGAUGUUUAAAACACACAACAUGCAUGCGUAUCUACAGCUAGAAAUCUUUAAAUUUUAUAAUUAAACCUGUGUGUGUAUAUAUAUAUAUAUAUAUAACUUGUGUUCUAGAAAUUAUUUGAAUCAUAGAUAAAGUAUCGAGUGUAGUGUUUGGAACUUUACAUGGCUUAUGUAUUAACAAGCUGUCGCUAGUGUUUGUUAAAUGUUUUGUUUAACACAAAUAAAACCAGCGUAGUGUAAAUUGUUA
Xenia sp. Carnegie-2017 is the source of this 2899-nucleotide messenger RNA. Its product is annotated as retinoic acid receptor RXR-alpha-B-like. Gene Ontology annotation, biological process: regulation of DNA-templated transcription. The record is from RefSeq and is a predicted model, not a curated record. Lineage: Eukaryota; Metazoa; Cnidaria; Anthozoa; Malacalcyonacea; Xeniidae. The transcript has 4 exons. Gene Ontology annotation, cellular component: nucleus. Gene Ontology annotation, molecular function: DNA-binding transcription factor activity; nuclear steroid receptor activity; sequence-specific DNA binding. The coding region runs from base 589 to 1902 and encodes 437 amino acids.